Messenger RNA from Maylandia zebra (zebra mbuna), 2937 nucleotides. It is a transcript of the gene drc10, whose product is annotated as dynein regulatory complex subunit 10. Gene Ontology annotation, molecular function: protein binding. Lineage: Eukaryota; Metazoa; Chordata; Actinopteri; Cichliformes; Cichlidae. The record is from RefSeq and is a predicted model, not a curated record.
AUAAAACCCAUACACUUACUGAGAGACGUCUACAGUCGAAGCCACUGAGUGUUGACAUGUCUGAAGAUUGGUUUGCAUUGGUGCCAAACAGCCAGUCAGAAGAUGGUUGCUUGGUACAGAGCAAGCACCUCUCUAGUGAGGCUCAUAUUAUUUUAAGUACACUUGAAAACUGCAUCAGUAAAAUUGAGACCGCAGCAGCUCUGCCCACUCUCCUCCACCUUAACAGUAAGUCUGAGAUUGUUGACAAGGACUUGAGCAAGGCACUUGAAAAACAUCGGAUUGUAGUGGAAAGACUGGAGAAACUAAAAAGUCUCAAACAGGAGUCCGUUGAAGAACAAAUAAGAGAUGACAGGAUCGGAGGAGAGAAGGAGAGAGCUCAGCUUGGGAAUGAUCUCAAGAACUCUGUCAGGGAUAUUCUCCGUUAUUGCCGAGCCCAUUCAGAUGGCAUUAUUGGCUUGAGGGCGGAACUAGAUAUAAAAAUAGAGGAAAAGGAGUACAAAUUAAUUAAAGGAUUAAAGGUGCUUCAUAGCCACAUGGUAGAAAAGUUUCUGAUCAGCCCGGACGAGGAGCUACAGCUCAUCACAAAGCAGAAAGAGUUUUCAUCCUCUGCAAAAGAUCUGGAGAAAAAUAUUUCACUGGAGGAAGAAGAAGUAGCUAAAGCUAUACAGCAAGUAGAUGCUGAGAUUUCCCAGAAAGAGAACACAAUCAAACACUUGGAAAGUUUGCUGCAGGCGUGCAGCCCUCAAGAAGGUGAUGUGUCAGAUGAUAACAUGUCGCCUUUUGAAGACAAACAGGUGCAGGCACACAUUCAGGUGUCAAAGCUGAAGCAGGACCGUUUACAGCAGGAAAUUGAUCAACUGAAAAUUCAGCUCAAAAAUGUUGUGCUUGAGAACAGACAGGCUGAGAGAUUACUCCAAGAGAAAAAUGAAAAGAUGCAAGGAAAAAUUGACUCCUUAAUCCAAAAGUUUGACAACGAAAUAGGAGAAAUCCAGGCCAAACUGGAGGUGAAUGAAAAUGCUUAUGAAAUGGAGGACAAUGAGCGGAAGAAGUUUGAGAAACCCUUUGCUACCCUGGAGAUGGAGUACAAUCAGAUCCAGGAGAGGAGGCGGCUGGCUGAAGAGAAGAGACAGGAGGAGAUCAGAGAGCUGGAGUUGAAGACCAAAGCUGCCAUUCUGAUCCAGGCCUGGUGGAGAGGCUACAGCGUUCGCAAGGCCUUAAAGAACAAGGCCAAAAGCAAAAAGGCCAAAAGGGACAAAGGAAAGGGCAAAGGCAAGAAGACCAAAUAAACCAUGCCUUAUUGCAUCAGUGUUUCUUUGCCAAGACACACUCCUCUUGUAGAGUGUGAAUGUUGUUUUCUUUUUAAAUGAAGUAUUUAUGUUUCCAGCAAGUAUUUCCUGUUUUGUGUGUUGAGUAGUUUCUGUGGCUCUGUGUUACUUAUAAAAACAAAAACAUUCUGAGUUGAUGUUGUCAACAUCAUUAGAGUCAUUAGACUGAAAAAACACCAGAUAGAGUAGCAUUUUUAUUUGUCAAUGUCAGCAAAAAAGAGUUUGGCAGUUUGGAUGUGAAUUCAGCUCUGCAUGGGUGUGUUUGAUUGACUUCUGUUAACACAUCUGUAGUUCUUUUGCAGCAAAUGUCCACCACAUGUAAACUCCACUUUUCAGUGGAAACACGUGAAAUCAGCCAAAUCACCGAUCACCUCAGUAUAAGAGCUGCUGUUGAAUCUAAAGGCCAUAGGGGGGCAGUGCAGACCCCUGUGUGCUGAAUGAUGUACAUUACAUUGUUGUUAUUUGGUAGUCAUAAACAGAAAGCAGGGAGUGAACCCCUGGCAUUGCAUAUUUAUUGUUUAACCCAUCAAUCUAGCCUUUCUCUUCCUAAUUAUCCUUAUCCCGAGUAAACGCCGGAUGGGUUAACACAGAGAGAUAGGCAUCCAUUCACACUCACAUUCACACCUAUGAGAGAACCCACGCAAACAUGGGGAGAACAUGCAAACUCCACACAGAAAUGCCCCAGCUUCACUCACUGUGAGGUAACAGUGCUUAAAAUCUAAAAAGCUGUUACACUUCCCACUAGAUUCACAUCAGAAUUAUUAGUCAAGCUCCGGUCAUUAGAACAAGGUUCUAUUGGUUACUCACUGAAAUCAGUAUGUGUAUUAAGGUACACUGUGAAGUUAUUAGAGUACUCGCCAAUAUUUAGGUUUCACAGUGUAAGAUAAGUCACAAGAAUCUACAAGUUCACUGCCUUUAACUCUAAAGUUCAGUGAACUCAGGACUAACUUUAAAUGAACUAUUCAAUGAUAAUUAUGUGGAUUUAUAGGUAAAGAACGGAAAUUUACUUAAAGGGGUUUUGUUUGUUUGUUUGUUUGUUUUACAUUCAGCUGUGUCAAGGAUUUCUUCUUUUUAUAUCAAGUGUGACAUGUUUUUUGUCUGCAUCCUUUUCAAGAUAGUUUCCUGUUUCUCUGUCAUUCAUAGCUACACCUCCCUCUCAUUUCACAGUAUCUUCACAUCUUACACCUCAUUCCAAAGAAGUUUAAGGUCACCAUCCUGAUCUGUCUCAAUCCAAGUAUUUUCUCUGCUGUAUGUUGAACGUAGUUCUACUUUUUCUUGUUCAUUAUACAGGUGAUCUGAUUCAAGAAGCAGACUAGACAUGUGGUGUACCUAAUGGUCACUGAUUAAAGUUUGAUCCAGGAUUAUACCUGGUUAGUUCAGAGUAAGUUUUCUCCAGCUGUGAAACCAGGACAGCUGAUUGUUCUUAGAGUCCUCCAGACUCAGCUUUGGUUUACUCUGAACAUCUCGUGCGUUGUUUCUCUGAUAGAGCAUCUGCAUGUCUUCAUACUGUAACACACAUUAGGGUGCAUCCCCCAAAACAAAUGUCGCCAUCUGCUCAAAUCACAUUAAAAGCUUUUGUCAGAGGCAACUCAUCUGAAACAAAAGCCAUCCC